AUGGCACGUUACUUGUUCAUUCAGCACGUGGUACAGGCCCUGAGGGAUGUGCCCUCCAGUCAGACCAAGGGUGUGAGUUCCACCAAGGGCAGCCCCGGGAGCCCCAGUGACAUCCUGGCCAUCAUUUGGAGCGCCCAUCUGAAUCAUAAUCCUGAACAACCCAUAUUCAUCAAGAAUAGAGUGAUGGCUCUACUAGGCUCGAAGAUUCGUUUUGUUGUGGAACUUGUGUAUCCUUUGUCUUUAUUUGUUGUCCUGAUCUGGCUAAGGAAUGCCAACUCACUCUAUAGCCAGCAUGAAUGGAAGGAUUUGGGUUUAACCUUCGGAAAUGGGGGCUCGUCCGGGAUCUCUUUGGGGAUCUUUGGAGACUCCCAGGAGCCUGUCCUUCUGAACAAGGACGUCCCUGCUGAGUUCAGCAGGUUCAGGGGUCUGGCUCUUGGUGAGGCUUCUCAGCAUCCAUGCCCGGAAAGAGAGAGACUUAAAAGCCAACCAGACACAGGGAUGCCGGCUAAAGUAAUGAGGAGUAUCCGGAUUGGUUCGGUCACAACGUGUGCACAGACCCAGACUGGUGGAGUUCUCUUGGGAAAGGAUGGGAGACCGACUGUUUGGCAAAGGCUGAGCAAUUCCAGACUAUAUACCCCCUUCAUCAUCUGGACCAGGCCUGCAAGGAUUUCUGCACCUUCCACUGUCAGCUCUACACACAUAUUCAGCUGGAAGCAGUUACAGAAGAAGAGAUCUUCGCCCUCUUUUUCCUUAGCUAUUGGAAGGAGGGGUGGGGAAAUGUAGUGGUAGCCUGGUGGGCCUGAGUCUAGUUGGGGAUACUCAGGCCUAGAAGAGGUCAAUUAGAGAUUACUCUUUCCUUGGAUAAAGUUGGGAAACAGUUGUAUUUGCUAUUUAAAUUUGCUUUGUAAAAGGUUCUAAUAGGGGUACCUGAGGUCAAAGAUGAAAAUUGCUAAGUGAAUGGACACUGGGAGCACAUCACUGAAAUUAUAAAGAGGUUUUUAAAUCA
Dromiciops gliroides (monito del monte) is the source of this 1006-nucleotide messenger RNA. RefSeq lists its product as uncharacterized. Lineage: Eukaryota; Metazoa; Chordata; Mammalia; Microbiotheria; Microbiotheriidae. The transcript has 7 exons. The record is from RefSeq and is a predicted model, not a curated record. The coding region runs from base 1 to 783 and encodes 260 amino acids.